ACUUUCAAAUGCAUAAUUGCGUAAAAGAAUAAAUAAGAAAAAUGAGUACACGGGUAAAUAUUUUUGAUCGGCUAGAUGUAUAGUGUAACUAUUUUGAGAGCAAGUAAAAACCCAUAAUUUGUUUGUCAUUAGUAGGUAUAUAGCAUAAAUUGCUCGUUUAAAAACCCAACCCAAUUGGAGUCGCGGGGAAUUAGCUCUCUGGACUCUUCUAGGAGUAUUACAAAAAAUCAGUUUCUCUGCAAUUCAUCUUCAUAGCUCAUAUGGCAGACCACGUAAAUAUGGAGAUGGAGGAUGAGGAUGAUUAUGUUGAAUAUGUACCGGUUGCAAAGCGUCGAGCAAUUGAGGCGCAAAAGAUCCUUCAGCGCAAGGGAAAAUCUUCAGUUUUGGAAGAGGAAGCGGAAAAAUUGAAGCUUGUUGCGGCUAAACCGAGUUUGCUUGUGAAGGCCACUCAGCUGAAGAAAGAGCAACCUGAGAUUAGUCCAACUGAACAAGUAGUCCUGCAAGAGAAGGAGAUGAUUGAGCAUUUAUCUGAUCGGAAGACGUUAAUGUCCGUUCGUGAACUAGCUAAAGGUAUUACUUAUACAGAGCCUUUGUUCACCGGUUGGAAGCCGCCAUUAGCCAUCAGACGGAUGUCAAAGAAAGCAUGUGAUGCGAUCCGAAAGCAGUGGCAUAUUAUUGUGGAUGGCGAAGAUGUUCCUCCACCAAUAAAGAAUUUCAAGGACAUGAGGUUCCCUGAGCCCAUUUUGAAGAAACUUAAAGCGAGGGGGAUUGUUCAGCCGACACCAAUCCAAGUGCAGGGCCUGCCUGUUAUUUUAUCAGGUCGCGAUAUGAUAGGUAUAGCUUUUACAGGCUCUGGUAAAACAUUGGUUUUUGUCUUGCCACUUAUUAUGGUGGCUUUGCAGGAAGAAGUUAUGAUGCCCAUUGCUCCCGGGGAAGGACCAUUCGGCUUGAUUAUUUGUCCAUCCAGAGAGCUGGCUAGACAGACAUAUGAAGUUAUUGAACAAUUCUUAGAACCAUUGAGGGAGUAUGGUUACCCUGAAUUGAGGCCUUUGCUGUGUAUUGGUGGAGUUGAUAUGAAGUCCCAAAUUGAUGUUGUAAAGAAGGGAGUUCACAUUGUAGUUGCUACACCUGGAAGACUCAAAGAUAUGUUAGCAAAGAAGAAAAUGAACCUUGACAACUGCAGAUACUUGACACUGGAUGAAGCAGACAGAUUGGUUGAUCUUGGUUUUGAAGAUGAUAUUAGGGAGGUGUUUGAUCAUUUCAAAGCUCAAAGACAAACUCUGCUAUUUUCUGCUACAAUGCCCCCGAAGAUUCAGAAUUUUGCUAGAAGUGCAUUAGUUAAACCAGUAACAGUGAACGUGGGGAGGGCUGGAGCCGCCAACCUUGAUGUGAUUCAGGAAGUGGAGUAUGUAAAGCAGGAAGCCAAGAUUGUUUACCUUCUUGAGUGCUUGCAAAAAACUCCGCCUCCGGUUCUGGUUUUCUGUGAGAAUAAGGCUGAUGUGGACGAUAUCCAUGAAUACCUUCUCUUAAAAGGAGUUGAAGCUGUGGCUAUUCAUGGAGGCAAGGAUCAAGAAGAGAGAGAAUAUGCAAUUGCAUCAUUUAAGUCCGGCAAGAAAGAUGUUCUGGUUGCAACUGAUGUUGCUUCUAAAGGAUUAGAUUUUCCUGAUAUUCAGCAUGUAAUUAACUACGAUAUGCCGGCUGAAAUUGAAAACUACGUGCAUAGGAUUGGACGAACAGGAAGAUGUGGAAAAACAGGAAUUGCCACAACCUUUAUCAACAAGAAUCAGAGCGAGACAACACUUCUUGAUCUAAAACACUUGUUACAAGAAGCAAAACAAAGGAUACCUCCUGUCCUUGCGGAGCUCAAUGACCCCAUGGACGACGUUGAGGCAAUCACGAAUGCGAGUGGGGUAAAGGGUUGUGCAUAUUGUGGUGGACUUGGUCAUCGUAUCCGUGACUGCCCCAAGCUAGAGCACCAAAAGAGCGUGCAGAUUGCCAAUUCCAGGAGAGACUACUUUGGGUCUGGAGGUUAUCGAGGAGAAAUUUAGUUCCUGUUCUUAUUUGCACUCUGCAACUUGUAUCCGCUUUUCCUUCUAGCUUGAUGAUAGUCACUAAUAGGUUUCUCAAUGUAAAAUGUAAAAUUCAUGGUUAAUCUGAAAGUCAUUGUUUCUUGAACAAUCUUGGAUGUUUAACUUGAAUCCAGAUGUGAACGUUUAUUUUA
Messenger RNA from Nicotiana attenuata, 2221 nucleotides. RefSeq names its product DEAD-box ATP-dependent RNA helicase 35. Gene Ontology annotation, biological process: mRNA splicing, via spliceosome. Gene Ontology annotation, molecular function: RNA binding; ATP binding; zinc ion binding. The transcript is spliced from 3 exons. Lineage: Eukaryota; Viridiplantae; Streptophyta; Magnoliopsida; Solanales; Solanaceae. The record is from RefSeq and is a predicted model, not a curated record. Bases 261 to 2048 code for a protein of 595 amino acids. Gene Ontology annotation, cellular component: spliceosomal complex.